Penicillium odoratum is the source of this 1509-nucleotide messenger RNA. RefSeq names its product NAD(P)/FAD-dependent oxidoreductase. NCBI's taxonomy places the organism in Eukaryota, Fungi, Ascomycota, Eurotiomycetes, Eurotiales, Aspergillaceae. Gene Ontology annotation, molecular function: oxidoreductase activity. The transcript has 3 exons. Bases 1 to 1509 code for a protein of 502 amino acids. The record is from RefSeq and is a predicted model, not a curated record. Gene Ontology annotation, cellular component: cytoplasm.
AUGUUCUCCCAAAAGACUGCAGACGAACUCGUCGCCUGCCUAACGGCCGAUCCCCAGCUCCCGCGGCCCAACCCAACUGCUGCAUUCUGGCAAGAGCCACCUCAUCCUACGAUCGGCUGCAGCCAGUCUCAACAGCUACCGCAAACCACGGAUAUUGCUAUCAUUGGAUCUGGAAUCACUGGCUGCAGUGUUGCCAAGACACUCCUAGAAGAUGCCUCAUUGGCUGGCAAGAGUGUGACCAUUCUGGAGGCUCGCGAAGUGACAAGCAGCGCAACUGGUCGUAAUGGUGGACACCUUGUGUCGGACUGUCUGGAGAGCUUUGGUAUGGUUGCCGCUACUUUGGGCGUCGAACAGGCUGUGGAAGUUGCUAGGUUCAGUUUGGCCAGUAUUCAGCGGUUGAAGGAUGUUGUCGCUGCAUUUGGCGAUGAUAUGGCAGAGAAGUCCAAGCUCAGAGAAGUGAUCAGCACAGCCGUUAUUGGAGACGAAAAAAGUCUAGAGGACAUUCGAGUCGGCUUAGCUGCUUUUGAAGAAGCAAUGCCAGAUCUCAAAGGGAUGUUUGUCUUACUGGGGAAGGAGGAAGCUAUGGAAACUAACACUGGCUAUUCUAUUGAGCAGAAGUACAACUACCGUGACUUAUUCGGUGUUAUUGAACAACAUGGCGCUGGUGCUUUGUGGCCAUAUCGCCUGAUUACUGGUAUCUUUGACGUAUUACUAAAUAAAUAUCACGAUCGCCUCUCAAUCGAAUCCUCUACGCCAGUGUCUGGCAUCACUUUCGCGACUGAGUCCCCAGAUGAUCUUUAUCCAUACAAGCUCAAAACACCCCGUGGCACAAUCUCCGCAACGAAGGUAAUCCACUGCACUAACGGACAUGCAUCCCACUUGCUUCCUGGCUUGCGUGGAAAAAUAUUCCCAUUCCGAGGAACUAUGUCAACUCAAGCCUCCACUCCAGGGUUUCCAAAUAAAGGCUCCUCGCUUUCCUGGAACUAUAUUGGCAAAGGAAUCUUGGAUUCAGAAACGAAUAUCUGGUCUUACACCUUAUACUACAUCACUCAGGACCCUGAAUCGGGCGACGUUUUCAUUGGUGGCGAGAAACAGAAAGCCCAGGAAGUAUUUACCAGCGACGAUACAAUUCUACCGCCUAUCCCUGCUGAAAACCUCGCUGGGAUUUUACCAUGUAUAUUCCGUGACGGUUGGAAUGAUACGAAGCCUGAAGUGAAAAAGAUGUGGUCUGGGAUUAUGGCAUUUACUGCCGAUGGUCUACCUCUGGUAGGACAGCUCAGUGAGAGUGUGACUGGAAGAGGGGGAGGGAAUGAAUGGAUUGCUGCUGGGUAUAAUGGUCAUGGAAUGGACAAGUCCUGGCUCACUGGAGAAUCAUUAGCUGGGAUGGUCUCUGGUAAAGGAGUUCCGGACGGCUUUCCUCAGGCCUACCUUGUUACCGACGAGAGGCUCGCACAUUUGAGUCCGGAUACGUUCGUGGAGAAUCUAUUAGGGAGUUUGAGUGUGAGCUAG